UGCAACACGGUCAUCACCUCCACCAUCACACAGUCAGCGUAGCAUCCACCAGCAAGGUGUCACUUAGGCAGCUAACUAUCUGUUUUACUUUGCUGUUUAGCUUACCAUUUUUAUACACAUCAGUGUGUUGGAAACUCGAGGCGUGGGCAACAUGAAGGGAAUCAGGUUUUUGGUGUUUUUCUUGGCGCUGUCCGCGUCCUUGCUGUGCACAACCGAAGCGGGGCGGAGCAGGACGAGCACCCAGAACAGCUUCCGACGAGCGGCCAACGGGAUCUACCAGACCCUGAGUAAUGUUUUCGGGGAGGACAACAUCCGAGGGCUGUACAAAUUUUUUUCCAAAACAACGGAGAGGUUUGUGCAUGGCGUGGAUUCUUUUAUGGACACCAUCUGGAAGAUCUGGUCUGAUCUGCUGGAUGUGAUGGGCAUUGACUCCUCAAACCUCAGCCACUACUUCAGCCCCACGUCCCUCACCAACUCUCCGGCACGCGCCCUGCUCCUGGUCGCCGCCGUACUGUUGGCCUACUGGUUCCUCUCCAUGUUCCUGGGGGGUUUCUUUUACCUGCUGCACGCCGUCUUCGGCCGCUUCUUCUGGCUGGCCCGCGUCCUUCUCUUCGCCCUGUCCUGCCUCUACAUCCUGCAGAAGUUCGAGGGCGACCCCGAGCGCGCCGUGCUGCCGCUGUGCUUCAUCAUGGCCCUGUACUUCAUGACGGGGCCCGUGGGAGCGUACUGGCGUCGGGGAGGCAGCGCAGGUUCACUUGAAGAGAAAAUCGACCACCUGGACACUCAGAUCCGGCUGCUCAACAUCAGGCUGAGCCGCGUCAUCGACGGCCUGGAACGCAGCGGGGAGCAGUAGAGUGGCGUCCAGGAAGAAAGGGGAGGGAGGGGUAAUAAUAUAAAACCAGCUGCAGCUGAUGUCAGAAUGCUGUUUCCAACGCACAUCUGCAGCAACACAACCACUGGGUAUUUCCAACUCUACAGAACAGGAUUUUUAACUGCUUUAGUUGAUUUUAGUUACAGAAUACCGAAAACAAAAAUCCUCAAAAGGUGUGGACGGUUCUCUCGGAGCUUACACAAAUCAACAAAACUAUUCUUCUUUUGUUUUUUCUUCUCACGGCUUUGAAAGCUUUCUGUUACAUCAACAAAGUUGUCAGAGAGAUGUCCGGGGUUUUCUUAAUGCAGGCCUCAGCUUCUUUGAGAAACUCCAAAGUCAGGACUUGAAUUUUUGGUGUUCUGAUAAGAAUUUGUCAAAGCGUGUUUUUAAAGCAUAUUCUGUUUCUUACCCUUGUGAAUAACCUGGCGAUUCUGAUUGUUGCACUGGUUCGUCCAUACGUUUUGUUUUGGUUUGUUUUUUCCUCCAUUUUGAAACUAUUAAAGAUGAAAAAAGGGGGAUUGGGUUAAAGAUGCAGAGGACACAAACAUUGUAUUUCUCAUGUGUAAAAAAAUCCACAAGAUGUUAGAUAGUUGCUCAUUGUAAGAUUUAUUUAUUCCUUGCUCCAUCCAAAAUGUUAUGAUCAUGUAGAUCUAGCUUGUUUCUAGUAAUUCAUCCUUCAAUCGUGGCAAAUAGUUUGACAUCAGGACCUCUUUUUCAUUGUGAGUGUGUAUGUGUUUGAAUUUCUAAAAAAAGCACUGUAUGGAAAAAAAGUACCAUCAGCCUAGAAGGAAAUGUCGACAUGCAGCGAUAUCUCAGGGACUCAACCAACACAGAUCUGGAAUUGGGAAAGAGAUAUGAAGACGUUAACUCAGAUCAUGUUUCGCUCUCUUUGAGUCACUUCACAGCUCUUCAGAAACGGUCUGAAAUGUGUCUCAUUCAGUGUCGAUUAAGAGGUGCACAUCAUGUUGAUAUUGCAGAUUGAAUCCUGCAUUUCUUCACCUUUGAUACUUUUGAUUACUGCUAGGAUUUACAGAGAAGCUAGAGGCUUGAAUUGGCAUUGGAUAUAUUUCACAUACUGAUGUUUGCACACACAAGCAAAUUAUCCACCUCUCUUUAGUCUGAUCACUGUCUGCGUCUCAAUACUGGAUUUACUGGAUACAGUUGAAAAUCAACUGAGAAUCAUGCUUGUCGAGCCUCAUGAAAAUGAGAUCUUUAUCUUAUUUCAGCCUUUGGCCUUCAGAGACGGGUCGGUCUAAUUUGUUAAUAAAGUUGAUCUGAAGUGUGGCUGGAGCAUGUUGACCUCUUCAGUUUAGAUGGUGUGAAAUGAAAACCAGGUAUCGGCGUCGUUGGAUUUUCACUUCAUCAGAGUUUGACAUCAUGGCAUUGUUACAAAACCUGCUUAGUGUGCAUCACUGUAUCCACCAUACUGCAGCUUCUUGGUUUGAUGGGAGUUUUUGUUUCUGCCUCUUUUUUAAUGUUUGUCAUAAUGCAUCGUCUUAAAACACUGGGACCUUUCCUGCCAUGCUCCUGUUUUUGUCUCUCUUCGUAUUCUGUAUCACACAUUAUUAUUAUUAUUAUACAUGUUUUGAUACAGACGAACCUUAUGCUGUGCAGGUAUUUGAAGAGGGGGAGCAAAUGUUGCUUUCAGCGUCUGAUGAGAAAAUCAAGACGUGUUGAAUGUUGAAGGCUCUUUUUAGUUUUCGACACUACUGAGGCCAAAGAAACAAAACCAGUAUUUAUACGAUUAACACUCAAAGUGACAAGCUUCUCUGUGGGAGAUACAUUUUUUACCCCGUUUUUCACACUAUUAAGGGUGAAAUGUCCAGAAAAUGACAUUUGUAUCUGUUAUUGAUGUAUCUGGAUUCUCAGAUAUUCUCAUGAGUCGUUUUUAAUUGUGCUUUUCACAGUUAUCUUUAAAUGAAGGCUUGGUAACGACUAAAUACAACAGAGACAUUUCAAUACUUGAGUACUGGUUCAUCAUAGUGUCACUUGUUUUAGAAGAAACACACCUGGUUUAUUAGCCGCAGUUAUCCGGGUGUUUCCUGCAUGCUAUGUUUAAAUGUCUGUAACGUUAUGUUGAAUUGUAUACAUGUGUUUGACUGCAGAAACCAGCCAACAUGUGAUGUGUGAAGGAUUAUGUUCCAGUUGUGUUAUAAAUCAUCUCUAUUGCACUGAUGACUACAGAACACAUUUUUACACCUGUACGAGUGUUUGUUCACUUUACAAAGAGAGGAUGUCAAAGUGUUCAGAACUUUGAUACCACGGCAUGUAAAACAAUAUCAUCUCUGUUAUUUUACUCAUCGAUAUGAUCAAAAUGUACUGAAGGUUUAAGAAAAAAUUCCAGAUAUUCAGUGGAAUGUUUUAAGAUUUAUGUUUUUUUUUUUUAAAUGUCUUUAUUCUAGAGAUAGGACAGUGGACAGAGCGAGAAACCGGGAAGAUUCAAACCCGGGGCAGCCCGCUCUCGAGGACUAAGCCUCCGUACAUGGGGCAUGCGCACUAACCGCCUGACCACCAGCGCCCCAUCCAGUCUCAUUUUUAACCCGAGGAGAGAGAGCGAUGUCUAAAUUGCACAAAUACAUUGGCAACAUUUUGGAAAUCCAACGUUGUCGAUGUAUUUUUGCCAAUUAGACAGAGUGAAGGAGUUUACUGGCAAUUUAGAAAACAAGAAAAUACCAAAUGUUGAGUAUCUAGGACUUCUGUUUUUGUUGCCAUGGUAUCAAAAGAUGUCAUAUUUUUACUAGUAUCAAAGUUUUAAUUAUGGUAUCAUCGUAACCCUAUUGGAAGAUGAAACGACUAGAGAUGCACCGAUUUGGAAAAUCGGGGCAGAUACCGAUGUUUGAAAUAACAAUUUAGCCGAUCACCGAUGUUUGUUUCAUUACAUCUUUUAGGUUAAGACUCCCACAAUGCAACAUUUUCUCUCAUGUUUGACAAUGAAAAAGAGUCAGUUUGUUCAACAGUAAAAAAACCUCUUCUCUGAACCAGCAGUUAAGUGAACUAGAUGUCAGUAUUAAAUUGAUUUGGCACAACAAACAAACAAACAAACAUCGGCUACUGCGGCGGCUUAUGACACUUUUAUUUACCGAUGUCUGUCAUCAGCUGAUAGCGAUGUUGAUCCGAUGCAUCGGGGCGUCUCUAAACAGGACCAGACCCUCUGACUUUUGUCGAUUGAGUGAUUUCUGGCGCGUUUAAAAAACACAAUAAAAUGUGGGGUUUUUCAAACUUAAUUUUCCGAGGUAAAGCGGACUAAAAAGACGAUUUUGAUCCUGGUGUCUUGUCGUGUUGGGUUACGAUGUGUAACCAAUGACUUGUGUAUGUUUAAUGACAGCACAUGAUUUAUGAAGAUGUAGACUGUGUAGUAAAAAUCCUCUUUGUAAUUUAAGGAACAAGAAAUGAAACUUUUUCUCUUCAAACUGCACAAGUUCUCUCCUUCUUUUGUAAAUAUUAAAGAUGUCUAACUCUGCAAAAAGGUCCGUUAGUGAGAUAGACAGCAGCUUCAUCUCGUAGAGGAGACUUUGUAUACGACUGUCCAUCACCACUUAGAUGAUGAAAGAUGUAAAUAGAUGUUUCUGUUGGUUUCUUCUCUUGUCAUUCCAUAAAUCUCAUGUACUGUCUGCUACUUCUUCCUAAUAUUUCAUGUAGCCUGCUUAUUUUAUAACAUGCUGUGCCAAUUAUGUUUUAUCUUCUUUGUCUUGAGUAAAUGUUGAUUCUUUUCAAUCAGUUUACAUUUUUUUUUUACAUCUUUUUUUAAUCCAAAUCGUUCUGUGACGUGGUAAACACCAAACUGUUCUGCCUGCUGUCGUCUGACUGAGGAUGAGUUGUGUGUCUGAGGAGUUUAUCAUAACCUCUCAAUUUAUUUUUUUCUGUGGUCAAAGUGAAAAUGAGGUCCAGAUUUGAAUAAAUUAAACACCACAGUAUGAAAA
Messenger RNA from Labrus bergylta (ballan wrasse), 4791 nucleotides. It is a transcript of the gene bri3bp, whose product is annotated as bri3 binding protein. The record is from RefSeq and is a predicted model, not a curated record. Gene Ontology annotation, cellular component: mitochondrion. Lineage: Eukaryota; Metazoa; Chordata; Actinopteri; Labriformes; Labridae.